Messenger RNA from Durusdinium trenchii, 1184 nucleotides. Lineage: Eukaryota; Dinophyceae; Suessiales; Symbiodiniaceae. The record is from the annotation of a GenBank genome assembly.
AGCCCUAAACUAUCAAGCCACGGACCUUGGGUUCCCCUCAAAGAGGGGAUCUACCCUGGCGAUUCGUGGCAUUCCGUGGCCAUGGAAUUGGAAAUGCCCAUGCUGGUUCUGUUGCUUUUGUUGAUCGUGCCUUUAAUGAUCGCUUGCACCUCCAUGUGGUUCUACCGCAAGCAGCUGCGCCGCCUUCUACCAGACUUGACCAAGCCUAAAGCCACCAAGCGGGAGCACUACCUUUUCAAGGUGCAAACCGAGGAGCAGCUCCGGAAGUCUGCGGCGGAAGCGGACGCAGCCGAAGGCGGUGGCGUCAGCGGUGGUGCCGUGAGGAGUUUGACCAUGAGGCCCGAUGAAGUUCCUCAACAGGAUCACAUGGAGUCUUUGGUUUUGGACGGUGAUCAGGUCUUGGAGAUGCGACGUUCAGCCAGUAAAACCUCCAUGGGUUCCAGCGUUCCCGGAGUGGUCAGAGUUGGCUCUCAGACCAGCAGUGGUGAGAAUGAGAUGACUGCGGAAGCUCGGACUUUGCCAAGAGCUGGUUCAAAGCAAAGUGUGGGAAGCAAAAGGAGGGGGAGAAGCACCAGUAAACAAAGCCGAGCUGGUAGCAAGGCCAGCAGCAGUCGGCCAGAACCUCAACAUCCUCAACUGCAACGGUCCCUGAGCGAGUCUGAAGCUGAGAUUUCACAUGGACGCCGGACACUGGGAGAAGAAUUGGCCUUCCGAGGUGAUGACACCUGGGCCUCCACCCACUCUCAGCUCUUCGGUAGCAACCUGACGGUACCGGGCGCUGUGCCCGCUUCGUCCGUGGACCGGAAGAAGUCACCCAGGCGCCAGGGGUCCAAGGGUUCCAAGAGUUCCACCAACCGAGAGCUUUGAGGUUUGGAGAAGGUGGAAGAGGCUUGGGAUGUCUAUUGUGGCUCCGGAUGUCAAAGUUGCACCCGCAACUAAUAAAGCGAUGAUUAAUGAUACGAUCAUAUACUGAUAUAUCAUGUUUGUUUGUCGCAUGUCGUUGGAACUUGGGGUGUUCAGCUCAUUUGUAUCGAGAACUUGAAACACUGUGAGCCAGUCCUUCGAGGGACACGCUUUGGUCUCUAAGUGGAUCUUGAGCUGGGUCGUCAGACCGAGAGUGUCUCACGUUGGCCAAGCGAAGAGCUGAAGAGCCAGCAGACACAGCUUCUAGAUGGAGGACACGC